GUAGUUAAAAAAUAAAAUGGAUAUUUUCAACUGCCAAUACUGCUCAGUGUCUCCUUUUGAUUACAUCUUAGAUUUUAUCUAUGGCGAAAAGCCGCCGAAAAAGGAGGAAAAAAAAAGCUCCAAUGUGACGUACGACGAUAGCACCAGUAACAACGUAUCUCAGGUUUUGUCCAAAGUAGGAGAUCAAGUGGAGAAAAGAUCAACCAAUGAAAUUUUGCUCCUAUGUCGAGCAUGGGAGAAUUACGUGCACCCCAGGGCCAAGGAAUACUGGAAGGAUUCUCAGCAACUUCAAAAUAUUUUAUGCAAAAUCGCAAACGGCAUCACCAAAAAUGACGACCCCAUUUUAGGAGAUGAUUAUGCGUGUGUCUUUUGGUACGGAGAGAAGAACAAAAACGACAACUGCCCCAUCAUAUCGGUGAAAAAGGGGAAUGACAACGUAGAAACUAUUACGUAUGUUAACCGAGUGCUCAUUUUUCUCUAUGCAGACGAAGCCAGCUUUCAGGAGCUGCAGAAAAAGCCGAAGAAGGCCUUUACCAUGGCAUGCGGGAACAUUAACUGCAUCAAUUUGACGCACAUUUCUCUCGACGACUAGGCUUGUGCGGCUCUGAAGGACACGGUUAGCAGCCACAUGUGCGGGUUAUCGGCGCCAGGAGAUGUUUUCUAGGGCUACUGCGGAGGUGCUCGAAGCCAGGAACAGUCGAAACAGCGCAGCUAGUUAGCGGUACCAAGGUGCACUGGAGAACGCCUCUGCCCGCGAGAAUUUUACGUACGGCUCUCCGCGCCACAACAAACGGGGAAUCAAUAAACGGCCAUUUUCUUCACGUGCAAAAGGAUUAGUAGUACACAUC
Plasmodium cynomolgi strain B is the source of this 848-nucleotide messenger RNA. RefSeq lists its product as hypothetical. The transcript is spliced from 4 exons. Bases 17 to 592 code for a protein of 191 amino acids. NCBI's taxonomy places the organism in Eukaryota, Apicomplexa, Aconoidasida, Haemosporida, Plasmodiidae. The record is from RefSeq and is a predicted model, not a curated record.